UUUUUUUCCUAUAUUACGGGUGCUCCGAAUAUUUAAUUAACUUAACACUACUCUUUCAGUGCGAGUACACUUUACGAUUUACAUAAUUUAUUAUUAAUUGUGCUGGUGCAUUUCGUCAAGUCAAAUAAUUCCAACCGUGUAUACGAUAGAUCACGAAAGUAAUUUAUCUAGAUGUGAUCGGUCCGCGUCGACGUUGAGUGUUGUUGCUGCUAAAUUUCUCCGCGCAUUCGGAUCGUCGUCGUUGAAACAGUGCGUUCGUGUAUUACUAUAAUGUACGCAAUACACGUCUGAUCGUGUUCGGUAUCUUCUUGUGGUAACUGGGUGGACUCGGGUUAGUAAAAAUUGCGCUGCGCAAGAUGGGCAGCUGCUUCAGUUGUCAGAGGGGCUCGUCCAACAAAAAGGAUAUGACGGGCUCGCCAUCUAAUGCUGGCAACAACAAGGACUCGGUAUCGCCUGCAGUGCCCAGCGUGCCUAUACAGAACAUGCCACCCCACGAUAAUAUACGCGAAGUUAGGAAUGGACCAAUGCCACCGGUUCCUGACCAGGAACCGUCUAAUGCAACUAAUGCAUCAGCUAAAAUAUUCGUCGCUCUGUAUGAUUAUGAUGCACGCACCGAUGAGGACCUCAGUUUCAGAAAAGGGGAACACUUAGAAAUCCUAAAUGAUACACAAGGGGAUUGGUGGCUGGCCAGGAGCAAAGCCACCAAACAAGAAGGUUACAUUCCUUCUAAUUAUGUAGCCAAAUUGAAAUCCAUAGAAGCUGAGCCAUGGUAUUUUGGCAAGAUCAAAAGAAUUGAGGCUGAGAAAAAAUUGUUGUUGCCAGAGAAUGAUCAUGGAGCAUUUUUAAUUAGGGAUUCUGAGAGUAGACGGAAUGAUUAUUCUUUGUCUGUUCGCGAUGGUGAUACUGUUAAACAUUACCGAAUCAGACAACUAGAUGAAGGUGGCUUUUUUAUUGCUCGACGUACAACAUUUAGGACUCUACAGGAGUUAGUCGAAUACUAUAGUAAAGAUGCAGAUGGUUUAUGUGUUAACUUACGUAAACCUUGUGUUCAGGUUGAAAAACCAGUUACUGGUGGUUUAUCUCAUAGCACAAGAGAUCAAUGGGAAAUUGAUAGAUCAUCAUUAAAGUUUGUUCGUAAGUUAGGACAUGGUCAAUUUGGUGAAGUUUGGGAAGGUUUAUGGAAUAAUACAACACCUGUUGCUAUUAAAACCUUGAAAACUGGUACAAUGGAUCCAAAAGACUUUUUAGCUGAAGCACAAAUUAUGAAGAAACUAAGACAUACCAAAUUAAUCCAGUUAUAUGCUGUUUGCACUAUGGAAGAACCUAUUUAUAUUAUUACUGAACUUAUGAAAAAUGGAAGUCUUUUAGACUUUUUACAAGGUAAGGGAAGAGGUUUGAAGCUUCAACAGUUGAUUGAUAUGGCAGCUCAAAUAGCUUCUGGCAUGGCAUAUCUUGAAUCUCAAAACUACAUUCAUCGUGAUCUUGCUGCUAGAAAUGUUCUUGUUGGAGAGAGUAACGUUGUUAAAAUAGCAGAUUUUGGUCUUGCUCGUCUUAUAAAGGAGGAUGAGUAUGAAGCGAGAGUUGGUGCUAGAUUUCCAAUUAAAUGGACUGCACCUGAAGCUGCUAAUUACAGCAAAUUUUCUAUAAAAUCUGAUGUAUGGUCAUUUGGAAUUUUACUCACUGAGCUGGUUACCUAUGGACGUAUACCUUAUCCAGGUAUGACCAAUGCUGAGGUACUUCAUCAAGUUGAGCAUGGUUAUCGAAUGCCAAUGCCACCUAAUUGUCCAACUGCAUUAUAUGAUAUAAUGUUAGAAUGCUGGCAUAAAGACCCCAUGAAGAGGCCAACAUUUGAAACUCUCCAGUGGAAAUUGGAAGACUUCUUCACAAUGGAAGGGUCUGAAUAUAAAGAAGCAUCGGGUUACUGAGAUCACGCCCACCUCUCGGAGUGGCCUAUGCAACAGGCCAUCGCUCUACGCGGCGCUAAUCCCCAAGCAGCCGCUAUUUACAUGCAACACGCAGCAGCGGUUUAUCACGCACACAGACAUCAACAACAUCAUAUGCACAAUAUUUAUCAUUAACACUGUUAGAUACAUCUUUGACCAUCAUUACUUUUGGUAAGUCAUAAAUAUUUAUAACUUCUCUUUUUUCUUUUUUUUUUUUACUUGAAGAUUUAAUGAAUAACUUGUUUUUAAACUACUUAGUCUUAGAUAAUCUAUUAAUUGUAUUGAAAAACAUUAGAUAUUAUUAUUUUAUUGUGUAUUUUAUUUUGAACUAC
Molecule: messenger RNA, 2275 nt
Organism: Sipha flava (yellow sugarcane aphid)
Lineage: Eukaryota; Metazoa; Arthropoda; Insecta; Hemiptera; Aphididae
Gene: Src42A
Product: tyrosine-protein kinase Src42A
Exons: 7
Coding region: 357-1925 (522 amino acids)
Biological process (GO): cell differentiation; protein phosphorylation; innate immune response
Cellular component (GO): extrinsic component of cytoplasmic side of plasma membrane
Molecular function (GO): non-membrane spanning protein tyrosine kinase activity; ATP binding; signaling receptor binding
Source: RefSeq, a predicted model, not a curated record